UCCACUAUUGAUACGCAGCCCAAAAGUGUCCUCCAAGUUGUUAGUUGCCGAGUUGAGCUUGCAACUGUUGCAAUAAUUAAUUCUAGAGGAAUUCUCUAUGGGAAUCAUAUACAUUACGAGUUCUAAGAUAUAGGCCCAAUUAUGUUUCGCUGUUUAGAACGUAGUGCUAUUUCAUUAGCUUAGGCUACUUUCAAUUUUGUUAUACAGAAAGCGAAAGGAGAAUUGCUCAGAUCGAACUUCGCCGACGCAUUGCUGUACAGGAUGUCGGUGACGUUCUUUGGCUGGGACGUGGUGUACGAUGACAAAUCCCUGGUGUUGGAACUGGGGGCAGAGCAGGAGCCUCAAAAGGGGGAUUCUUACACUAUGUACCAUGGCACCAAUGUCCAGACUGCUCGGAUCAUCAUCACCAAUGGCUUCCGCCAGUCCCCUGAUGGCAUGUUGGGCCCUGGUGUGUACGUGAGCCGCAACCAGCAGAAGGCAGAGCGCUACCCGCUAAAAGCCCUCCCCUCCAACCGUGUGGUGCUGCAGCUGCGUGUUAACGCUGGUCGUGUGAAAUGCAUCGACAAAGACAACCACCCUAUGCAAAAGAGCUGGAACGCAGCAGGGUACGACACCGCAUGGGUUCCCCCCAACUGUGGCAUGCAAUCCGUGCCCAGCGGCCUGGAGGAGGACUGUGUGUUUGACCCCCAGCGCGUCGUGGUCACUAGCAUCGCCAAGGCGCCCAACCCCACCAUCCUGGCUGAGCUAAAGCAGUUGGUUUCACAGAAGCGGGCUGGGAUUGGAAGGGGUGGAGACAUGCAGGUUGCGGUGGCUGGGGAUGUGUGUACCCUGUGUAAGAGGAAAACCACACCAGAUCACACACAUACGCUGCUUCUGUGCUGGGGCUGCGGACAGAACAUCUGCACCCUAAUGACCAAACACAGCUGCUCUGCCAGUGCCUGACACGGGGGGAGGAGUAGCAGUAGAGUGAUGUCAUAGUCUAGUAGUCUUCGGUGGUGUGUUAUUGCAUACAUGUAUCUCAGGGACCUAAUAUUUUUUUAUCCUGUAAAAUAUAUGCUGUACAUCAUGUGGCCAGAAUGUAUCUCAUGAACAAACCUUUUAUCUCCACAUGUAGGCUUAUGUUGUAUGUGGCCGUUUUGGAUAACAAUGAUGUGCCAGAGGGGAUCAACGAAGACACAUAGCAUGUUCUUGUACAGUACCAGUCAAAAGUUUGGACACAUCUACUCAUUCCAGGGUUUUUUUUGUUGCAGAAUAAUAGUGAAGAGUGUUAAAUCAAAAUAUAUUUUAAUAGAUUAUUUAAAGUAGCCACCCUUUGC
Oncorhynchus gorbuscha (pink salmon) is the source of this 1316-nucleotide messenger RNA. It is a transcript of the gene gig2p, whose product is annotated as grass carp reovirus (GCRV)-induced gene 2p. The record is from RefSeq and is a predicted model, not a curated record. Gene Ontology annotation, cellular component: cytoplasm. The coding region runs from base 262 to 942 and encodes 226 amino acids. Lineage: Eukaryota; Metazoa; Chordata; Actinopteri; Salmoniformes; Salmonidae. The transcript is spliced from 2 exons.